Aspergillus mulundensis is the source of this 2238-nucleotide messenger RNA. Its product is annotated as ankyrin repeat domain-containing protein. The coding region runs from base 1 to 2238 and encodes 745 amino acids. The transcript has a single exon. NCBI's taxonomy places the organism in Eukaryota, Fungi, Ascomycota, Eurotiomycetes, Eurotiales, Aspergillaceae. Gene Ontology annotation, molecular function: protein binding. The record is from RefSeq and is a predicted model, not a curated record.
AUGGCUACCUUUCGCCUUUUUGACCUCCCAGAGGAGCUGGUGAUUGCAGUUGCAAGCGAGCUCCCAAAAGGAGAUCUUGUCCGGUUCUCGCGCACUUCAAACGAGGCCAACCGCAUAGGCCAGCUGAUGUUAUAUGGCCGCCUUUCGCCCGAUGAAAUAAACCAGCAUGUCUUCAAGUGGGCUGACGGGAAGAAUUGCCCAAAGCCAGUGAUGCAAGUGCUCCAGCGCUACCAGCAGCAAGUUGCAAUCCAAAAGGAUCUUGACCUUGCCACAGACGCUCUGCACCUGGCCUGCCGUGAAGGCCAUCUCAAUAUCCUCAAAGCCUUACUCGAUCUUGGCGUUUCCCCCAAAUACCGGCUCGAAUCUACCCCCAUAGUCGAAUUGGCUUAUAAAUAUGGCCAACCCGAGAUUAUGAAGGCGUUGUUCGAUGCGGGCGCAACGUUAGACGACCCGAGCUUCCACCGGGACUACACACUGUUCUGCAGAGACUUCACAGAGGUCCAGGUAUGCGAGGGCGAGCCGGACCCGCAACGCUGGGUUAGUACCGCUCGGCUUCUCAUUGAACACGGCCUCAACAUCCGGCAGGUGGAUCAGGAUGGACUGAACUUCCUGCACCGCACAUGCAAGAGAACCGAUUUGGCCGCGGCCUCUUACGCCGAACUGCUUGUAAGGCUUGGGCUUGACCCGAAUGGGAGAGACGCUGGCGGCAAGACGCCGCUGGAACACGCCAUUUACCAGGGCUCCCGGUCGUUCCGCACAGAACGGGCUUUGCUCGCGCAUGGCGCUGACCCUGGCAUCAGGUGCUCCGAUGGUCGCCUGCCCAUCGCGGCAGCGAUGGAUUCCAUGGGGAACCCUUUGCAAGCCAUCGAGUGUCUGCUCGAUGCAGGUUCCCCGUGGGACAACGCUGCUGCGCUCAAAUUCAUGCGACAUAAACUUCCUAUGGCGGGGCACCAUGUUCCAUACUUCCCCCGUUUCCUGUCCCUUUGGAAAGCGCGCGCAUCUCCCGAGGACUACACCGACCCGGACGUUCUCUUCUGCGCCGCGGCAGCAGUGGGAGAUCUACCAUUCCUCCGCGAACUUCUCCGACGCGGUGAUGUGCACGUGAACUGCAUCAUCAAUGGCACCACGGCGCUCAUUGCGGCGACGAGGGCAGGGCAGGACAAAGCAAUCGCGCUGCUCGUCCAUCACGUUUCCUGCUUCAGCCAUAGGGACUGGUAUACCCGUAGCGCACUGCAUAUAGCCAUCAUGCAGGGCAAGAAAGAAAGAGUCCGUCUGUUGCUGCCACAUUGUGAGUCCGAGUUAACCGGCCGGCUUGGUUCAUCCCCGAAGACGCUUCUGGCCACGGCCGUCGAACUCGCAUCCCCGGCCAUAGUUGCGCAGCUACUAGAUGCCCUCUCGGCCAACGAGCGCGCACCAGUGUCGCGCUUCAAAAGCCCACGUCCGACACGCGCGCAAGACGCAGCUACAUUUGCUCUAUCUACCGCCGUGCGUUUAGGAAAGAGGGAUACAACCCGCGUUAUCCUGUCAUACACCUCGCUCGCGCAGCCAGCGUUCUGCGCCGCGUCCAUCGUGAGCGACACAUUGCUCCACAACGAAGACCUCGCCCUGGAGCUCAUGGAAUGGGGCGCAUCCUGCGGUCCUUCCAAAGACGGCAGAUACACGGCCCUGAUGGUCGCCGUCGCGAACAACCGCCGCAAAGCCGUGCAGGCACUGCUACGCCGGGGCGUGGAUCUCAAGGCCAAAUCGACGCUGGGUGCUACCGCGUUGACACUCGCCGUCGAAGGGAAUCAGCCGGACAUUGUUCGCUGGCUUUUGCAUGCGGGCGCGUCGUCAUCCGACCCGAUGCAUUUUGCCAGCCAUGUCGAGAUGAGGGCGUAUGAGCGCCGCCCAGCUGGACGCCAAGGGAGCGCACCUAUCUCGCGCGAAAGUAUGUUUCUGUACGCGGUCCGCAAUGGGCGCUUGGAGUUGGUAAAGGUGCUGAUUCCUUACUCUGAUAUUACUCAGACCCAGCAGGAUAGUGGCUUGAAUGCACUGCAGUUGGCUGCUAAAGCGGGCUAUCGGGGCCUUAUUAAUGUCUUGCUUGAAACAAGCAAGUUUGACUUGAAGUAUAAGGAUAGAAGUGGCAAGACUGCUUAUGACUAUGCUAAAGCGCGCCGUGGCCUCGCUCCCUAUCUCGCGGCGAAACUAUCACCUACAUCUUCAGGGAGCGCCAAACGCGUUGCCGGGAUCUCCAAGUAA